Temnothorax curvispinosus is the source of this 1344-nucleotide messenger RNA. RefSeq names its product vesicle transport protein GOT1B. The record is from RefSeq and is a predicted model, not a curated record. Gene Ontology annotation, cellular component: endoplasmic reticulum; membrane. The coding region runs from base 483 to 905 and encodes 140 amino acids. The transcript is spliced from 4 exons. NCBI's taxonomy places the organism in Eukaryota, Metazoa, Arthropoda, Insecta, Hymenoptera, Formicidae. Gene Ontology annotation, biological process: retrograde transport, endosome to Golgi; endoplasmic reticulum to Golgi vesicle-mediated transport.
GCGCUCCGGAUUCAUUAAUAGCUGAAAAGUUGAAUAAAAAUAGACAUAAAUGUAAACGCGUGCACAUUUUGCGCACACGGCACGUGUAUAUUUGUUGCGCUGAUAAGACGAUCGGGACUAAUCGGGAAUAAUCGGGACGUUCAAUUCAGGUUUGACGUUUGACGCUCAAGUAUUUCGAAACUCGAGUGCCAAUUGUGUCCCACGGAUUUAUUUAUUUAUUUUUUUUAAUAAUUUUGUACGAUUCUGGGAACGACGGAUGAACGGAAGAUGGAUUAAAACGUUUCUCUGAUGAAUUCAGUCGCGCAUAAAGGGCGACGAGAGAGCUGACGAAGCUCCGUGAACGUACAGUGGAUUCGUGCCGCAUCAUAACCAAUGACGUGGAUAUAGGUUAACUUCCCGUUCACGCUGAAAAGCUGAAAACGUAAUCGGUAGUCGCCAAGGUGUAUCGGGGCACGUUUCCAGCGCCGAACAAUUUGUAAAUAAUGUUCGAAAUCACGGACACGCAGAAAAUCGGAGUGGGACUGGCGGGGUUUGGGAUCUCCUUCCUGUUCCUCGGAGUGCUGUUACUCUUCGACAAGGGUCUACUCGCCAUUGGAAAUCUUUUGUUUAUAUCGGGACUCGCGUGUGUCAUCGGACCGUGGAGGACGUUAAACUUCUUCUUUCAAAGGCAUAAGAUGAAAGCCAGCGUUUCGUUUCUAGGAGGUGUUUUUGUAGUACUUUUAGGUUGGCCCAUUGUAGGAAUGAUCUUAGAAACCUAUGGCUUUGUACUAUUAUUCAGUGGUUUUCUACCAGUAGCGAUAAACUUCUUACGAAGAGUACCCAUAUUGGGAACUGUACUGAACAUGCCUGGCAUCAGUCGGGUUUUGGAUAUAAUAGCGGGUGACUCUAACCGAACGAGGGUAUGAUAUGACUAUACAGUAUAUCAGAAACAUCCGCAUCCUCUUGCUUGGAAACCUGUAUAUAAAGCGGUCAAAUGUCAUGUUUCACAUACUUUUUCUGUCAUUCCUGUUUGAGAGUGCCGGCGGUCAAAUUUCUGUACAAAAAUGUAAGAAUAAUUUACUUCUUAUGUCAGUGUAAGAAAAAUACCGGUAAGAACCUAGUAUAAUCAAUUUGUAUGUUUCCAAUUUAUAUACACAUGACAUAUGUAUACUGAUUAUGUCAAGGGUACAUUUGUUUACAGAAAACAUUCCGAAGUCUUCUGUAAGAAGAUAAUUUUCAAAUUCUUUAUCAAAGUAUUAAUCAUUAAAUCAUUAUCUGUUAAUAAAUAAUGACUAAAAAUGUACUCUCUCCUGAUCAAGUAAUGAAUGUUUUGGGAUAACAAUAAAUGAACGUGUUUAAUGUGUA